Salmo salar (Atlantic salmon) is the source of this 2273-nucleotide messenger RNA. Its product is annotated as peptidyl-prolyl cis-trans isomerase FKBP8. NCBI's taxonomy places the organism in Eukaryota, Metazoa, Chordata, Actinopteri, Salmoniformes, Salmonidae. Gene Ontology annotation, cellular component: endomembrane system; membrane; cytosol. Gene Ontology annotation, biological process: protein folding; negative regulation of apoptotic process. Gene Ontology annotation, molecular function: protein folding chaperone; peptidyl-prolyl cis-trans isomerase activity; protein binding. The record is from RefSeq and is a predicted model, not a curated record.
AGCACGAUGAAGUCAUUAAGAAGCUUACAGACUUUCAAGAAGAUUAGAUUUUACUCUUCUAAUCCUACAGUUUACAGCCGCGCAAGCCUGCUGACCGAAUGUGCUUCAUUUGUUGUACAAUUUCUUUCCAUUGAUAAUUUCUUGUUGCUCCUAACUCUCUGGAAUAUGUAGGCUAACAAAGAGUAGCAGGAUUGAUAGGAGGUUGAGGUGAGACUGUGUAUAGCUCUAGUUGAUAAAACAAAGCUCUGGAAAACAAUUGAUGCAACUGGGAUUUUGGGCUGGUUAUGGAUGUUUUUAAAUUGGAUUUAACAGGAAUUUAUGUGGAUUUCGGUUUUCAUAAAAACUACAGACUGUCGCUAAUGGAUGAAGGCACUUCUCAGCUGUAACUAGACCGAACGACUGCUUCCACACUACAGAACCAACCGGCCAGGCAGGCAGCGUGGGGAUAGAUAGGCCGGAGGAAGCUCAUCUCUUGGAGGCCUUUACAGAUGGUGUCCAUUGCUCCCUGUAUUGAGAUGGAGACAGAGCCCUGCCCUGGAGAGCAAGAGAAGCGGGUGGUGGAGACCAAUGAGCCAGAGUUGAAGGAGGCCUACACAGGUCCUGGUGACAAGGACAGUCAGAAAGAGAAGGAACUGUCCCAUGGACCUCAGCAGGAAGAUACGGAGCCCCAUGGGGAGGGAGACCCCAGGAUAGAAUGCCAGGGUGGAGGGAACGCUGGCACUACAUUAAACACCCUCCCUAUCACAGAGAAGACAGAGACCCCCUGUGUGGAAGAGAGGAAGCUGAAGAAGACCCCCAGUUUUGCAAAAACAGUGAGGUUCAGCGAGACAGAGUCUGUGGAGGACAGGGAGAGCUCAGAGGAGAGUCUCUUCCCAGACCAUGAGAUGGUGCAGUGGAUCUCCUCCAGCUUUGAGGAGCUGUUCCUGGCUGAAGACUGGGAGGACAUCACAGAUGACCGACUGUUGAGGAAGAAGGUGCUGGCGCCUGGCCCCCAGAAAGCUGAGCACCCAGCCUGGGGUCAGGAGGUCACAGUCAAAAUGCAGGGAGUGCUGGAGGAUCGGAGUGUGGUGGAGAAAGACCCUAAACUGGUGUUCGUCAUCGGAGAGGGAGAUGUCAACCAGGCCCUGGAGGAGUGUGCUAUAGCCAUGCAACAGGACGAGAUCACAUUACUGCUGGCAGAUUCACAGUACACCUAUGGACUUCUGGGAAGGGAGCCUGAUAUUCCAGCCUGGGCCCCCUUACUCUACCAGCUACAACUCCUGAACAUCAGAGAGAAGCCCGACCCCCUGAUUAUCCCCAUCUCUGACCGUAUCCGCAUCGGCAACCAGAAACGAGAGCGGGGGAACUUCCACUUCCAGAGGGAGGAGUACAGCAUGGCUGCCAGGGCCUACUGGAUGGCUCUGGACGUCCUUACUACACGCUCUGAAGAUGGUGGAAGUGCUGUGCUGGUGGAGGGGGAGGAGGUGCAGGACUACCGGGUGAAGUGUCUCAACAACCUGGCAGCGGCUCAGCUGAAACUGGAGCAGUACGACGACGCACUACACACCAGCCGGGAUGUUUUGUCCCUGGACCCACAAAAUGUCAAAGCCCUCUUCAGGACAGGAAAGCUUCUGUCAGACAAGAGCGAGUACGGGGAGGCAAUGGAGAUACUGAAGAAGGCUCUGAAACUGGAGCCGUCCACCAAGGCCAUCCAUGUUGAGCUGUCAAAGCUAGUGAAAAGGCAAUCAGGAGGCAAAAACACCCAGAAGUUGCAAGCCAAACCUGCCCAGCUCCUUGGAGACAAUAUUGCCCCAUUUCUGACUCCUAACAAGAAGCCACCUGGAAAUUCAUGGAAGUUCCUGCUUGGUGCUCUGGUGGUGGCCUUGGGCAGUUUAGUGACGUCAGUGGUUCUGACUGCAAGAAACUGACGCCCUCUGCAAAGGAACUGUCCAGCUCAUGAAUAGUAAACUGACUUGUUUGUGUCUGCUGUGAAUAAUAAAUAAAAAACUGCACUGAACUAUGGAAAAACCUGUAUCAACAUUCACUGACAUACUGUAGCAGCACUGACAUUUGCACCACAGAUUGUGUUUAUUUGAGUGUAACAGAGUAAUCUAAUGGCACUUCUUCCGAAGAAUGUAUGCAAUGUCUUUUUUUUUUAACAAAACAGCUUUGUGAUGGAAUCCAUUUUAGUACAAAACUCAGACUGGAACAGUCACAUGGUCAAUGUCUUGUAUGAAUGAGGGGCUUCUGUAAUAACAGGAUAUAUGUGUCCCAAUAAACUGUAUCUAUGUCUA